AUAUAGUCGUUCUAAAUAUUAAAGUCUUUACAAAUAUACGAAGUCGAAUAGAUUUUUAAAAAAAAACCAAAUGGGGAUAAUCUUACUGUAAAAUUAAUGAUUUUCGUUUUCGUUUUAAAUUUUUAUCCUGAGAAUAUCGAGCAAGCAAAAAAAAAAAAAAAAAAAAACAAGAAACGAGUUAUGAGUAGACUGACCUUCGAGACCCGUACCAUUGGUAAUGAGUGAGGUUACCAUAGGUUAAUAUCGGUUUUUUUUACAUCCUAUAGGUAGACUUACAACACGACCACCUGUUUAUAUCCUACAGUUCAACGACUACAAGUGUAAAUAACAGUACAAUUUAAGGAUCGUUGUGCACGGCUGCUGUGAAUUUCGUUGAUUUAAUUUAUAUUUACCGCGAAGUCACGUUUAAAAGCCAAUGCUCGUCGGUCGUACGCCCUGCGGUGCAAUAGUCGUUGGAACGAUCGAGCAACAUUCGAAAUCAUUUAUUCGCAAAAAUAUAUUAUGAUGGUUUCCGCUUCGUUACAGUUCCAGGCACGGACAGUCGUUGUUUUAUUAUUGUUAUUGAAGUGCUCAUCGGUAGUCAUCGCCCAAAAUUCACCGUCGUCGUCAAACUAUCCGCCGCUAUUCGAAUCGGCACUGAAAUUUUUAGGAGAAACUCUGGAAUGGGAAUCAAAAGAAACUAUUGACCAAGCAAAUGUACUUCCAGAAUACGAUUUUAUCAUUGUCGGUGCUGGAAGUGCCGGAUCAGUAGUGGCGAGCAGACUGUCUGAAGUUAAAAAAUGGAAGGUACUAUUGAUCGAAGCUGGACAACACGCCACCCAUAUAAUGGACGUACCACUGGCCGCUCCGUUUUUACAGUUUUCUUCGAUCAAUUGGAAAUACAAGACGGUGCCAAUGAACAAUUCGUGCCUAGGUUUCGAGGGCAAUCGGUGCAAAUUUCCAAGGGGAAAAGUCAUGGGUGGUAGUAGUAUACUAAAUUACAUGAUAUAUACACGUGGUAACAGAAAGGAUUAUGACGAUUGGGCAGAUAUGGGUAAUACAGGUUGGGACUAUAACAGCGUUUUCAAGUACUUUAUUAAAUCAGAAAAUGCCAACGUUUCUCAUGCUGAACCUAGUUAUCACGGAAGAAACGGAUUGUUGUCGGUGUCAAAUGUCCCAUUCAAAAGCCCAAUAGCAAAGGCUUUUGUGGAAGCUGGCUCACAAAUAGGACUUCCAGUUAUAGAUGUCAACGGAGAAAAACAAAUCGGGAUAAAUUAUUUACAGACAACUAUGAAAAACGGUUACCGUCACAGUACGAACACGGCGUUUCUUUUCCCGGCGAAAAAAAGAUCAAACCUGCACGUGAAAAAGCUCAGCAUGGUAACGCGGAUACUGAUCGACGGAUCGACGAAAAAAGCGAUCGGCGUGGAGUUUGUCAGGGGUGGGAAAAAAACCAGAGUGUAUUGCCGGAAGGAAGUGAUCGUUUCGGGCGGAGCGAUCAAUACUCCGCAGUUGCUCAUGUUGUCCGGUAUCGGUCCGAAGCAACACUUGGCGGACAACCGGAUACCGUUGGUGAAAGACUUGCCGGUCGGCGAAAACCUGAUGGACCACGUGUCACUAGGAGGUCUGGCGGUGACGGUGAACGACACCGUGUCGAUAAGGCUGCACAAGGUGUUCGACGAUCCAAAUAUCCUGUACGAUUUUUUACAGAACCACAAAGGCAUCUACACCGUGCCGGGCGGUCCCGAAGCUCUGAGCUUCACGGACGCGGACAGACCGGAUUCGGCAGACGGACGUGCCAAUCUAGAGCUACUGCUCGUCGGGGGACUGUACUCGUCCCACGAACUCAUGCCCAAGCUGUGCGGCAUGAGGCCGGAAGUGUAUGACGCCGUUUACAGGGCAACCGAAGGUACGGACGGGUUCUUGGUGUUCCCGAUGGUGAUGCGUCCCAAGAGCAAAGGUCGGGUGUGGCUGAGGGACGCCAAUCCGUUUCACCACCCGCUAAUCGACCCCAACUAUUUCGCCGACGAGACCGACUUGGACGUGAUCGUGGCCGGAGUCCGGCUGUUGCAGCGGAUGUUGCUCACCGUCCCGAUGAAGUCACUCGACGCCAAAGUUCUGGACACUCCGUUUCCGGGUUGUGUGCAACUCGAGUUCGACACGGACGCCUACUGGAAGUGUGCCGCCCGACAGAUAUCGUUCACGAUCUAUCAUCUAUCCGGUACGUGCAAAAUGGGACCGGAAUCGGACCCGACGGCCGUCGUCGACCCGAGAUUGCGCGUGCACGGAGUCCAAGGUUUGAGAGUAGUGGACGCGUCGAUCAUGCCGGAAAUACCGGCGGCUCACACCAACGCCCCGACGAUCAUGAUCGCGGAAAAAGCGUCUGACAUGAUCAAAGAAGACUGGGGUGAACUACAGACGUAGUAAAUAACGGAGUAGUUAUAGGUACUUAUGAUAUUCAAUCGAGUGAAUGACUUUAUUUAUUUAGAGUCACGACGUUUAAGUAGUCUGAUAUUUUUCAUCCUAAAACUAUUUAUUCUUCGUCAUACUAUAAGUAUAAUACGUACCUACGUAUAAAAUAUGUAUUUAUCGCAUGACAUGUAAUACGUUGAUGUGUUAUCUAUAUAAUUAAUAGUUUAAUGGACUAAAAAAAAAUAGAAAACUGCAACAUAUGGAAAAAAUUUUCCUACAUGCCAAUAAUAUAUAUAUAUAUAUUUACCUAUAUAUUUACGAACAAUAAAAUUGCGUAAAAUUAACAUAGAAAUUGCACAUAAUGAUUUUAGUUGAUUUACUCACUUAUAUAGCCAACUAUGACUGUGAGAUUUAGAUAAAAUAAAAAAUAAACUAGAAAUAUAUAUAUUUAUAUUGUAUAUACGUACAUUUUAUACUAAUUUAAUAUUAUUUUUGACUCAUUUUAAGCGCCAUAUCAUAUUAUAUAAAAAUAAUAUUAUUUCAUCCAUAAAUAAUAGAAUAUGUAAGUUACUUUCCUAUUCAUCAUAUUAUUAUACUAUUAUUCGAAUAUUAAAUUUAUAAUUAUAUUUUUACUAUUUUUAUGCAUUGAUGUAUUUGUUGAUUUUAUAGCAGAAAAAUUAAAUACCAAAAAUAGUGAUACUUUACACCUAUAUAUCUCCUCCCUUACCCGAAUAAUCGCUAAUUUUAAUAAUUGUCUUAGCACGUCUACUUUAAUUCCGGUUGCAUCAAUUGCAUUUUUUAUUUCGCACCAUAUUCAUGCAUUUAAAUAGCUUUCAUUAAUUUGUUAUAAUUAUUUUAUUUAUUAUUAGAGCUUCAACUUGUAAGACAUUUUUUGGAUAGGUUAGUUGGAUUAUUACUCGAGAUGAUAAUUACGAUUUACGACUCAGUGAAAUGAUGCAUUAUCGUUAUCUUGUGUGAACACUGACAUUUGAUAUUAUAUUAUAUAUUUCUAGUUAGGUAUUAUUUGGUUGGUCUAAAAUAGCUAACUAGUUUCUCGUGUCAAGGGCUCUUAUUAUUUGAAUUUAUAUUAAUCUACAUUUAUGUAAUUUUUUCAAUUCAACAAUAUAUAAAUAGUAUAUAUUAGUCUAAUUUUUAAUCGAUAACUAAACAUCAAUCAAUCACAUUACUACAUUCUAAUCUAUCCAAUUCAUAAUAUUCCAUCACUGUCUUCUUGCCUGAAUGCUUCAGACCUCGUGUUAAUCACUAAGCUUCUUAAUGGUAUUUUUGAAGGUUCCAAUUUAUUUGACUCUGUACUCUUUCAUUAUUUUUUAUUCUGGCUCAUCUCAUUUUCUUAAGACACUAACAGACACUCCACAGAAUAUAACACAGACUAACCAAAAUUGUAUUAGUCUCAACUGCCUUCACUUAGGUGUAUGUUAUAUUUACUUAUAUAUUUUCAUUGUUAGUUUAUUUAUUCAAUAAAUAGAUAAAAUAUAGUCGUGAAUCAUAGAUUUUAUUU
This is a messenger RNA of Aphis gossypii (cotton aphid), 3910 nucleotides long. RefSeq names its product glucose dehydrogenase [FAD, quinone]-like. The record is from RefSeq and is a predicted model, not a curated record. The transcript has 5 exons. Lineage: Eukaryota; Metazoa; Arthropoda; Insecta; Hemiptera; Aphididae. Gene Ontology annotation, molecular function: oxidoreductase activity, acting on CH-OH group of donors; flavin adenine dinucleotide binding. The coding region runs from base 502 to 2403 and encodes 633 amino acids.